Myripristis murdjan (pinecone soldierfish) is the source of this 5582-nucleotide messenger RNA. It is a transcript of the gene cuedc1b, whose product is annotated as CUE domain containing 1b. Gene Ontology annotation, molecular function: ubiquitin binding. The record is from RefSeq and is a predicted model, not a curated record. NCBI's taxonomy places the organism in Eukaryota, Metazoa, Chordata, Actinopteri, Holocentriformes, Holocentridae. The coding region runs from base 600 to 1811 and encodes 403 amino acids. The transcript is spliced from 11 exons.
GGUGUGCAGCGUAACCCACUGGUUGGACUUCCAUGGCAGAGCCGCUGCUAUGAUCACAUCAGAGGGGACAGUCUCCUCCUGGCUCCCAUUACCAUGAGAGAGGCCAGCGGCUCUGAGCUCAGCCGUGCUCCUGCUCCACUCCUCGGCUCGCUGUGGAUUUUUAUCUGCCCCGUUGCACCUCCGGCUCAUCUGUCAGUACUGAUCAGUGUGACCUAAGUAUGCUGGUUCCUUGUUGGAUUUUGGCUCUAACCCCUACCUGGUGACAGGACCUUGGACUUGGAUUUAAUUUUCACUCGCUGACUGUUUCAUGUCCCACCCCUGAUGGCCCUAUAAUACAGUUAGCCAUGUUGAAUGCAGCUGAAUAACGCACAAGAUUCAGGGAAAAAGAAAAAACAAAAACAAAAACGGCAACUUUUCUGAACUCUCCUCCAAGGACUGCGAUGUUUGUCUUAGAAUGAGAAACUGAGUGAAGAAAAAGUGGAAAGCGAGGGAAUCUGAGGGGGCUGGAGCGCUCGUGUCGGUGACAGAAGAGAAGAGCUGCGGGGAGGUUGCCAUCCUAUCUGUAGGUUGGCAGAAGCAGAGCCAGCCAGACCCUGAGGAUGACCAGCCUGUUCAGGCGCAGCAGCAGUAAUGGAGGCUCAAGAAGCGGUGGAAGCGGCGGAGGGGGCGGCGGAGGGGGUGGUGGCUCGACCCCGGGCCAGCUCAACAACAGCCGACCCAACCGGCAGGUCCGACGCCUGGAGUUCAACCAGGCCAUGGAGGACUUCAAGACCAUGUUUCCCACUAUGGACUAUGAGGUGAUUGAGUGUGUGCUGCGCUCCAACAAUGGAGCAGUGGAUGCCACCAUUGACCAGCUGCUCCAGAUGAGCAUUGACGGACAGGGCUCAGAUGACAGCUCAGACUCAGAUGACAGCAUCCCGCCAGAGAUUCUGGAGAGAACGCUGGAACCGGACAGUUCAGACGAGGAACCCCCUCCUGUUUACUCUCCACCAACAUAUGACAUGCACAUCUAUGACAGGAAAUAUCCAGAAGCCCCACCAACACCCCCACCAAGAUUUGAAGCUCAGCCGCCUCCAGGCCACCAACAGGUGAGAAGCUACCGGAACUGGAACCCUCCCUUGCUUGGAAACCUUCCAGAUGAUUUCCUGCGGAUCUUGCCGCAGCAGUCAGACAGUAUUAAGAGCUCUCAGAGCAGUCUGUCCCAGCCUUCAUCCUCCUCCUCCUCCUCAGUCUCUCUAAGCCAGUGGACGGCCCAAUCUGGCUCUCGCUCUGGAGCCGCAGGGUCCAGUGGAGGUUCAGGUCCGGCGGCAGGAGCUUCAGAGCAAGAGAAGAAGCUGAAGCAGUAUCUGGAAGACGAGCGCAUCGCCCUGUUCCUGCAGAACGAGGAGUUCAUGAGGGAGCUGCAGCGCAACCGAGAGUUCCUCAUUGCCUUAGAGAGAGAUCGCUUGAAGUAUGAAUCAAAGAAAUCAAAGUCCAGUCAUUCAUCUAGCAUGGAGAAUUCCACAGGAGAACACUGUGCUUCAGCUUCAGUGGAAGCCGUUUCCGACGACGCCAUGUUCAGAGACAAGCUCAAACACAUGGGCAAAUCGACAAGAAAGAAGCUGUUUGAAAUUGCCAGGACAUUCUCAGAAAAGACAAAGAGGAGGAAGUCAAAACGGAGGACACUAUUGAAGCAUCAUUCAUUGGGCACAGCGAACUCCACAGCCAACCUCCUUGAUGAUGUGGAGGGAAACCCCUGUGAGGAAGACGGUCGGCCCAGAAGAGCAGCCACUCAGGAAGAGAAUGAACCACGCAAAGAGUCGAUAUCAUGAUCCUCCCAUGCUGCACCACAUCAGGGUUACCAUGGCGACUGCAGCAUGACCCAUGGGUGGUGGCCUUGCAGCUCUUCCUACCUUACCCGCCCUCUCUAAUAUGAACCAGCCAAUCCAAGGCCCAGCGCUGGGUUGAGACCAGGAACUGGACUGUUCCCCAUGCACUGGGCUUAUAACUGUCUAUAACUGCAUUAUCUCUGUAUUAUAACACUUUAAUAUAUAAUUUCAAAUGUAAAGGAAAGAUGAGUUAGUCCUUACCAAUAUUUUUUAUUUGUUUCCUUUAAAUCUCCAUUGUAAGAGGUGCAUUAACUGUAGUAAUGAUUUUCCCAUAUUAACCCAUGAUAUAUUUUCCCAGUCCUAUACAGCAGCACACUCUAUGUAUGUCUGUAAUUAAGGUCCCUCAGGCUGGGUGUUUAAAAGCCAAAGUGUGCACAUGCCCCUUUAUAUACUCUAACCACGUAGAGUGUUUUUCUACCAUGUUUUUUAAAUGGAUAGUAAUAUUUUGCCGUUUCUUAACGUCACCCCCGCACAGAUCCACCCGGCCUCUUCUGGCAUAAGUCUGAAAAUUACAGGAACUUUUACCUGGAAGUGUGCAACAGGAAACUGUCCAGAGUAACACACAUGCACACAUUUUCAUAUCAAGGUAGGCAGUAAGCAGUGUGACCAGGGGACGUGUGUCACGGGUGGGCGGGCUGUGAAGAAAUUGAAAUUCUUGGGUGUGUGUGUGAACUUCAUAGGGGCUCAAGGUAAACCUGCGCAAAUGUCAACACUUGGCUGUAAUAACCACAGCUUUUCACAUCUCGGGCCACAUUCACAGCAAGCCUGUUUCGCUCGGUGAAGUAACUGUGCAGUUCCUUUCAUUUGAUUGGUUUGGUCAGGUGAAAAUGAUGACAUGUGACUCAGUGGCACCGAUUAACCACACGGCUGAGGGUGUGGUCACACCACCGAUUCAUCUCAUAUUCAUCAACAACACUUUUUCCUGGAGGAAAAUGAGAAGAAAAUGAAACAAAAACUAACCUUUGUUGACAAAAACUAUAAUGAAAUAUAAUGAAAUGUUCUUUCAUCAACAAAUAAAAGACAAAAAUUCCUAAAAUAGACUGAAUAGAAUGAAGGCACAACUCCUCAGUUUGGAAGGGAACAGAUGUAUGGGCUUAUUUACUCUGAUAAUUAUUUCAGCAUAAAAACAAAAACUAAAUUGAAAAAACAAGAAAAUAUAAUGGAUGUAGAUCAAUCUGUGUGAAAGACAUUAAUAAAGAACUUAAUGAAGACUUUAAAGAGAAAAACACGAGAAAAAAUUCAAAUCGCUGAAGUUAUUGUCGACAAAAAAUGACACCAAAACGUCAAUUCAAAAUUUGAAUGCCUAUGAUGUGACUAAAAUCAAAAUAAAUUUUAGUCAGAAUACUAAAACCUAACUAAAUUAAAAUUGGAUGGCAAAACGUUUUUUUUUUUUUUUUGGUUGUUGUUGUUGAGGUUCACAGUGACUAAUUACAAGUGAACCAAUGUCGCAUGGAGUCACAAGUCGCUUGAGGAGCUUUUCAGUCCAAACAAAUGUGGCUCGAGUUCCUGUUUCCUUAGCCAAGCAUGAAGGUCAGAACCGAGUGAGCAUCAGCCCAGAGAGCAUUUUGUCAUGCUGGGUUCUCCAAACAUCAGCAGCGUUCCCACGUGUCCUGGAAAACCUGGAAAUUACAGACUCGUUUUCCAGUCAUGAAAAACACCUGGGUAAAUUUGAAAAUGUCUUAUAUAAAUGAGAUCUUGGAAAAUUAUAAAGUUUGUAUGAGAUGAUUUGAUGCUGGGUUUCAACACCUGUUCUUACACACAUUGUUUUGUUGUCACGUGUACGGAAGGCCAAACAGGUCAAAAACAGGCAAAACCGACGCUUUGAGCCACACUGUUGUCAACACAUUUGCACAUUCUUAGCGUGCAGUAUAAUUUUUUUUUUUUGUUUCAUCGCAGUAUGGAAACUGGAAAAUUAAAUAAUGAGUAGAAAAAUAAAGUAGAAAAACAAUAAAGUUGAUGCCAUUAUUGGAGGCAUGUUAUGUUUGAGCUUAAAGCUAAUCCUAAUGAGGAACUGCUGGCUAUCAGAUGUUCUUACAUCUAUAAAUCCUCAUGUUUUAAGGUGGUUUUCUCACCACACUGCAGGUCUAUCACAAAAGGACUGACACCUGCAUUUCCAGCUGUCUCGUGUGUUUUUCGGUUCUGUUACUCAAACGACAUUGUUCUUACUUGGCCGAACGAUCCGAACUACAGGAGUAAAUGUUCCCGGGCCGCACAUGCUUGCUGUAAAGGGGCCCGUGAAGUGCGAGCUUCAUUCACUCUUCCACCAAAGCCAAGCUCUGCUUCUAUUCUGCCAGAGUCCCAAGAGCUCUUGUAAUAACCCUGAACAAGAAAUAAGCAAGAUAUUAUGAAACUGAAAUAUCACUCUAGCUACACUGCCAUAUCUCAAAUUGUCUCUACUCUUUUUCAGCACAUCAUUUCUAUAUUGAUCUCAUCUCCUCGAGUGAAGGGGAAUGCAUAUUUCUAAAUGCCAGUGUUAUUACUGUAAACAAUGCCAUAAUUUGUAGACAUUAUAGAACGAAUGCCUGUGAUUUCCACAUGAGUGACAGACGCGGGUCUGUCAAGGCGGAAAGUAAUUCUUUGGUGUGCGACUGGGGAGAAAACGGAUCUAGAGUGCAAUUGGAUGAUCCUGCUGUGAGGACUCACUCUGACAGGCUGCUAAUAAAACUGAGGACUGACAUUGGCCCUGUGCUUUAUCUGACAUACGGCUCUUUAGGCUGAACUGAGAAUCACAGAUUUGAUUAAAAAAAAAAAUUGCUUGUGAUCCAAGAGGUCUUUCAUCUGCGAUUGCAUUUUUGAGCAGAAACUGCCUAUUCCUCUCUUUCAUUGUACUGUAGAUUUUUAAGUAUAGCAUGGACUAAAGCAAUAGUAAAACUUCCAUGUAGCCUAUACGAAUGCAAAAUGCCGGGCGAACUAGAGAAGAUGAUGUUCUGGAGCUAGGCUUUCGUCACGAAGGUUAUUGAUGUUAAGAUCAUGACAGAAAAGAUGAAUUUCUAUCAGUGAAUUCCUUCCUUUGUGCAUUUUCUUCUUUUUUUUUGUCACUUAGGAUUUCUACACCUCAGAUGUAACUUCCCUGCACUUAUCUCAGUUCAUUUCCUUGUAAUUAAGACUGAAACAUCAACAUCUGCCAUCAUUAAAAUAUCUGAAGGUGCUAUCCACUUAUCAAAACAUGAAGAUGAUUCUGACUGCCGAGCGGUGGUGUCGAUGGGACGGGGUCACAACCUGAAAUUCUCCCGCUGCCGCAGUUUGGUGAAAUGUCGGCUCGUGCUGAUUGUGCAUUUAGUUGUUUUUCUCAUUUGUUUACUGUUGGUGACUUUUACUCAAGUGCUCACCAGCUUUAACCGGUAUAUCUUGGCAAAAAGUUCAUUUUUGAUUUUGUGAUGGCACACAAGGGGGCACUGUUGUCUUUAUUUAUUGCCAUCAGGCUUUCAACUUUAAUUUCUCUUAUUUGUUGCAUUAAAAAAAAUACCAGCUUAUUAUUUGACUGACUCAAAUUAUUUCAUUGACUCAAAUUGGGGUCAGGAGUCAAAGGUAAUGAACAAAAUGAAAGCCGCAAUCAGACAUGAGGCACAUGACACCUGACCGUAUGGAUUGUUCAAGUCCAUGACAUUUCACCCUCUUAUCAGUCGGCCUGUCAGUUCAUAAAAACAGUUCAUAAAAAAUGUCUUCAGUUCACAAUAUUCAGCUGUUGUCUAGAAAAGAAUGAAACAAUUUUUU